AUGCACCUAUUAUUACUGGCAACACCGUUAAUCAUUAUUGCCCAUACGUUUCUCAGCUCCCGAACGGGGUCCUCGUAUUAUAUAGUUUUCUCAUUCUUCUUCAUGGUCACUAUGAGCAUUGCUUAUCUACCUAUCUAUCUAUCUAUCUAUCUAUCUAUCUCAGUGUUCAAGUCUAUCUGGUGUCAGUUCUUAUCUGUCUAUCUAUAUCAAGUUGUUCGUAUCUAUCUAUCUUUCAUAUCUAUCUAUCUAUCUAUCUAUCUAUCUAUCUAUCUAUCUAAGGUUGUUCAUAUCUAUUUAUCAAUUUAUCUAAUGUCAGUUCAUAUCUAUCUAUCUAUCUAUCUAUCUAUCUCAGGUUGUUCACAUCUAUCUAUCAAUCUACCUAAUUUCAUAUCUAUCUAUCUAUCUAUCUAUCUAUCUAUCUAUCUAUCUAUCUAUCUAUCUCAGGUUGUUCAUAUCUAUCUAUCAAUCUACCUAAUGUUAGUUCAUAUCUAUCUAUCUCAGGUUGUUCAUAUCUAUCUAUCAAUCUACCUAAUGUUAGUUCAUAUCUAUCUAUCUCAGGUUGUUCAUAUCUAUCUAUCAAUCUACCUAAUGUUAGUUCAUAUCUAUCUAUCUAUCUAUCUAUCUAUCUAUCUAUCUAUCUAUCUAUCUAAGUUCAUAUCUAUCUAUCUAUCUAUCUAUCUAUCUAUCUAUCUAUCUAUCUAUCUAAGUUCAUAUCUAUCUAUCUAUCUAUCUAUCUAUCUAUCUCAGGUUGUUCACAUCUAUCUAUCAAUCUACCUAAUGUUAGUUCAUAUCUAUCUAUCUAUCGACCUAAUGUUAGUUCAUAUCUAUCUAUCUAUCGACCUAAUGUUAGUUCAUAUCUAUCUAUCUAUCUAUCUAUCUAUCUAUCUAUCUCAGGUUGUUCAUAUCUAUCUAUCAAUCUACCUAAUGUUAGUUCAUAUCUAUCUAUCUCAGGUUGUUCAUAUCUAUCUAUCAAUCUACCUAAUGUUAGUUCAUAUCUAUCUAUCUCAGGUUAUUCAUAUCUAUCUAUCAAUCUACCUAAUGUUAGUUCAUAUCUAUCUAUCUAUCUAUCUAUCUAUCUAUCUAUCUAUCUAUCUAUCUAAGUUCAUAUCUAUCUAUCUAUCUAUCUAUCUAUCUCAGGUUGUUCACAUCUAUCUAUCAAUCUACCUAAUGUUAGUUCAUAUCUAUCUAUCUAUCGACCUAAUGUUAGUUCAUAUCUAUCUAUCUAUCGACCUAAUGUUAGUUCAUAUCUAUCUAUCUAUCUAUCUAUCUAUCUAUCUAUCUCAGGUUGUUCAUAUCUAUCUAUCAAUCUACCUAAUGUUAGUUCAUAUCUAUCUAUCUCAGGUUGUUCAUAUCUAUCUAUCAAUCUACCUAAUGUUAGUUCAUAUCUAUCUAUCUAUCUAUCUAUCUAUCUAUCUAUCUAAGGUUGUUCAUAUCUAUUUAUCAAUUUAUCUAAUGUCAGUUCAUAUCUAUCUAUCUAUCUAUCUAUCUAUCUAUCUAUCUAAGUUCAUAUCUAUCUAUCUAUCUAUCUAUCUAUCUAAGGUUGUUCAUAUCUAUUUAUCAAUUUAUCUAAUGUCAGUUCAUAUCUAUCUAUCUAUCUAUCUAUCUAUCUCAGGUUGUUCACAUCUAUCUAUCAAUCUACCUAAUGUUAGUUCAUAUCUAUCUAUCUAUCGACCUAAUGUUAGUUCAUAUCUAUCUAUCUAUCGACCUAAUGUUAGUUCAUAUCUAUCUAUCUACCUAUCUAUCUAUCUAUCUAUCUAUCUAUCUCAGGUUGUUCAUAUCUAUCUAUCAAUCUACCUAAUGUUAGUUCAUAUCUAUCUAUCUCAGGUUGUUCAUAUCUAUCUAUCAAUCUACCUAAUGUUAGUUCAUAUCUAUCUAUCUAUCUAUCUAUCUAAGUUCAUAUCUAUCUAUCUAUCUAUCUAUCUAUCUCAGUUCAUAUCUAUCUAUCUAUCUAUCUAUCUAUCUAAGGUUGUUCAUAUCUAUUUAUCAAUUGAUCUAAUGUCAGUUCAUAUCUAUCUAUCUAUCUAUCUAUCUAUCUCAGGUUGUUCAUAUCUAUCUAUCAAUCUACCUAAUGUUAGUUCAUAUCUAUCUAUCUAUCUAUCUAUCUAUCUAUCUAUCUAUCUACCUAAUAUCAGUUCAUAUCUAUCUAUCUAUCUAUCUAUCUAUCUAUCUAUCUAUCUGUAUCUUACGCGGAGCCCCUCUGCAUCGGGCCUCUUCGCCGUUAUGAUCGGUAUUGGCAGUCUUAGUAAGCUCUCAGCUAUAGACAUUGUACGGUGUACGAGAGUGGUGCGAGCGGAUAGGGUUGGUGUGACCUCCUCCUUCUCCUUCUCCUUUUUUUUUCUCUCUUUUCGUACCCCCAUCUCUCUCUCUCUCUUUCAACGUCACUCACGCACACUCGCCUGCCACUGUCUUUACGUUCAAUACACUCCUCUACUCACUCUCACAUCAAGCGCAACGCUCUCCUUCUCUUCCCCUCUCUUACAUUUUAGUUUAACUCUCUUUCCGUUUUAUUUUCUUUCCUUCUCUAUCUAUCUAUCUAUCUAUCUAUCUAUCUAUCUAUCUAUCUAUCUAUCUAUCUAUCUAUCCCAUUCUUUUAAUAUCUAUCUAUCUAUCUAUCUAUCUGUUUUUGCCUUGUUUCAACACGUAAUCUCCCUUCCUUGCUCUCUUUCCCACUCUCUCUCUCUCUCUCUCUCUCUCUCUCUCCCUUCCCCCCUCUCUAACUCGAGUUCUUUCUAUUCUCAUGCCCGCUCUUCCAGCUUCCUCUCUCACAAAAUUGCGUUUUCCUCAUUCGGCUCCUUUAUUCAAAUUCCGUCCGAGAAAGAGACAUUUAUCCCUCUCUCUACCUUGUGUUUAUUUUUCACCCCUCCCCACACCAACAUUUUUCCCUCUCAUGUCUUUUCUCCCGCGAUUCAACCUUCCCUGACGAUUCAUAUUAUUCACAAUAUUCGAAUCAGUUGGUCUGACAUCUUUUUUUUCAUUCUUAUCGUUGACUUUCCAUGUCAGUCUGUUCUUUCCUUCGCUUGCUCAAGAUUUGGAGAGAAAAAGAAAGACAAUCAAAGCGGAAAGAACUAUCACCUCCUUCAUUUUGAUAUGCACGUUUCUCUUACUGUGUCUCUUUCUCUCCUCCCUAAGUUUCGCCCUUCUCCUCUUCUUUACAACCUUCUCUCCCUUCUUUGUACCCUUAUUUCUCUUUCUUUUUCACCUUCUCUUUCUAGCCCUCUUGCUAUCCCUCUCGCUCUUCCAGUUUCUCUGUAUUUGUUUCCCUCUUCCUCUUUUUCCUUUCUUUCUGUCUUUCACUUCGUUUCUUUCUAUUCAUCUCCUUUCCUUAUAUUUUCCUUACAUUUUUUCGUUGCUUUCUUUUUCAUGUCUUUUUCUAUAUUCUCUCUCUCUCUCUCUCUCUCUCUCUCACAAACACAUUCUUCUUCCACUUUCUUUCUCUUAUCCUUUUACUCUUUCUUUAACUUUCUCUCUUGCAUUCUGUUUAUUUUUCUUACAUUCGUGUCUAUCUUCAUUUCUAUUAUUCUAUCAUUCUAUCAUUCUAUUAUUCUAUUUCUUCACUUCCCCUAUUAUUCAAUAACACUUAUUUCUUUGUCUUUCUUUUUCGAUAAUACAUUUCUCUUUCUUUUCUUUUUUUUCUUUUUUUUUUCCGUCUUUCCUUUGUCUACAUUUUUUCCUUUUCCUUUUCCUUUCCAUCCCUUCCCUUCCAAUAAUUUUUUUUCUUUCUUUCUUUUCUUUCUUUCCUUUUUUUCCUUUCCGUCCCUUCUGUUCUUUUCUUUUUUUUUUUUUACUUUCCUUUCCUUUUUCCGUCCCUUCUUUCUACAUUUUCUUUUCUUUUCUUCUUCCUUUUCCUUUCCUUUCGUCCCUUCCUUCCCGUCCCUUCCUUCCGUCUACAUUUUUUCUUUUUCUUUUUCUUUUCUUUCCUUUCCUUUCCGUCCUUUCCUUUUCUACAUUUUUUCUUUCUUUCUUUUCUUCUUCCCUUUCCCUUCCCUUCCCUGUCCUUCCCUUCCUGUCUACAUUUUUCUUUCUUUCUUUUUUUCCUUUUUUCUUUCUUUCCUUUCCUUUCCUCCCUUCCCCUUUCUACAUUUUCUUUCUUUUUCUUCUUCCUUUUCCGUCCCUUUCCCUUCCUUCCUGUCUACAUUUUCUUUCUUUCUUUUUCCUUUUUUCUUUCCUUUCCUUUCCGUCCCUUCCCUUCCCGUCUACAUUUUCUUUCUUUCUUUCUUCUUCCUUUUCCUUUCCUUUCCGUCCCUUCCCUUUCCUUCCCUUUCAUUUUCUUUCUUUCCUUUCCUUUCCUUUCCUUUCCUUUCCGUCCUUCCUUCCUGUCCCUUUCCGUCCCUUCCUUCCCUGUCCCUUCCUUCCUGUCUACAUUUUCUUUCUUUCUUUUCCUUUCCUUUCCUUUCCUUUUCCUUCCCUUCCGUCCUUUCCUUUCUUUUUCCGUCUUUUUUCCCUUCCCGUCCUUCCCUUCCUACAUUUUCUUUCUUUCUUUCUUUCCUUUCCUUUUCCUUUCCUUUCCGUCCCUUCCCUUCCCGUCUACAUUUUCUUUCUUUCUUUCUUCUUCCUUUUCCUUUCCUUUCCGUCCCUUCCCUUCCCGUCCCUUCCCUUCCCGUCUACAUUUUCUUUCUUUCUUUUCCUUUCCUUUCCUUUCCUUUCCUUUCCGUCCCUUCCCUUCCCGUCUACAUUUUCUUUCUUUCUUUCUUCUUCCUUUUCCUUUCUUUUCCCUUCCUUCCCGUUUCCUUUCUUUCCUUUUUCCUUUUUUCUUUCCUUUCCUGUCUUUCUUUUCUUUCUUUCUUUCUUUCUUUUCUUUCUUUUCCUUUCCUUUCCGUCCCUUCCCUUCCCGUCUACAUUUUCUUUCUUUCUUUCUUUCUAUCUUUCUUUCCAAAUAACGACGACUUUUUUCUCGUCCUCCGAUUCCUAACAGUAACUGAAACAUUGAGCAUCUAUCUAUCUAUCUAUCUAUCUAUCUAUCUAUCUAUCUCUCUCUCUAUCUCUCUCUCUCUAAUUUGCUGCAUAAAUACACAUCUAUCUAUCUAUCUAUCUAUCUAUCUAUCUCAGGCUGUACAUUAUCUAUCUAUCUAUCUCAGGCUGUACAUUAUCUAUCUAUCUAUCUAUCUAUCUAUCUAUCUAUCUAUCUAUCUAUCUAUCUAUCUCAGGCUGUACAUUAUCUAUCUAUCUAUCUAUCAUAUUGUUAUCUUUAUACGUCCUUUGCUAACCCUAGAAAUCUGA
Messenger RNA from Acanthosepion pharaonis, 5217 nucleotides. The record is from the annotation of a GenBank genome assembly. NCBI's taxonomy places the organism in Eukaryota, Metazoa, Mollusca, Cephalopoda, Sepiida, Sepiidae.